UUCAUAUUUCAUAGCAGUGACUCAUCCCACCAGCCUGAAUUAGAAUUAAUUUACUGCAAAUUUACUGUGCACACCACAGAACUUUCUGCAGGGGAGAGAAAGUGACUGGUUUGUAUUUGCCUUUUGGGCAUUUUUUGAUUGAUACAAUACAUAAUAUAAAUACAUUAAAUACAUAAUAUAAAUACCUUAUUUUAGUCUUUAUCUUGCAAUGUGAACUCAGGGGUGGGCUUGACAUCUGCAAAGGGCUAAAAUGUCUUCAUCAGAAAUCGUCUCAUGGAAAACCAGGCAUUGCUGAGGCCACAUCCACACAUUCCUCACACUCCUGGUUUCUCAGCAAAAUAGUUAAAGUUCACUUUAAGUGCUCUUGCAGAUUUUUUUAGUGAGCUUUGUGCCUCUUCUGCUGCUUUUGGGAAGUUCUUCCAGACUUUCCAUCCAUUAGGAAUUUCAUUUCUAGCCUGUGCAUAUCCAGCUUAUAUCCACUCAUUUUAUAAGCCAGAAUUGCCUUAUUUCAAUUCAAAAGUUUUUCUCACUUUGUUGUGCUGCUCUUGGAGAGAUGGACAGGGAGUGUCCAUGUCCUCCUACUCUCCAUCUCAGUGCAAUUAAAAGCAGAAGACCUUUUAGUCUUCCUGGAUAAAACCACCUCUCCUUCCUUUGGAUCUUCAUCGUGAGCCUUGUUACUGGGGUGAAUCCUUAAAGCAGGACAAGACCUGGCACAGAGUAGAUAACCUUUUGCAAGUUCAUUAAUUUUCCCAAAUUUUUUUAGUGAGAAAAAGCCUGUCUCCUUGAUUGCUAAAAAUAUCUGAGGCCAGAGAAGGAGCAGCCCUGUUUGGGAAGACAGGAGACCACAGCUGUGUCCAGACUCCAGCGUGCUGCUCUCCCAGGAAUUGCUUGUCUGGAGCAGCUGCCCCUGAGGGAUUUGUGGGGUCGUGGUGCUCGGGGUGUGCCCUGGUCCCACUGGCUUCGUCAGCACAAAAAGGGGAAAAACAGGCAAGAGGAGAAGAGAGAAGUGCAUGAACAGAGCAGGCAUUGCCUCACAAUCCCAGUGUCCCCCCUAAACUAAAUGGGAACCUGUUUUCUCCCCGAGUUUGGGUUUAGCAUCUUGGAAGCAGGGCUGGCCAUCCAUGAGCUCCACACAUCCCUCUGUGCAGGGACCUCCAUGGCUCAAGGCUGUUUGUUCUGCUCUGCAGCUCCCUGAGGCAGAGCACAGGGAAGCACAUUCAGCCUUCCAAAUAUUUUAUUUAUAUCCUGCUAGCCGUGAGUAAGUGCUUCCAGCCUUCUGCUUGUCAUAAAUCUGUUCAUCACCUCCUUCUGUCAGCUCCUUACCAGAGCAGGGCUUGUACCAAAAGAAAGGAUUUUCCAUGGAUUUGGGUGUUUGGGGAGCACAAAUGAUCUCCAGGCUGAUGUGCGUGUGUGUCUUGGGGCUUUCUUGGGGCAUAAAGCUGUGAUGGGGUGGGACACACCAUGUCCUCUUCAUCAGCCCCUCAAAUAACCUCUUUUUGUGUCCCUGGGCUCAGGAGCAGACAGGUUUUGCUGCCUCACUGCCCCUGACCAAAAUAAAACUGGCUCUGGAAGGGAGCAGGAGGCCUGCCAUGCAACGGGACAAACUAGGUCAGCGUUGUCAGGUGUCUUCAGCUCUGCCUUGCGUUCACUUUAAAGAAAAAAAAGAAGAAAAAAGAAAAAGAAAAAAAGACAGGAAACCCACAAAACAGCAGCAUUGCAGCCCUUUGUAUUUUAGUCACCAGCAUUGGACCAAAUUCCCUCAGCUGCCUCUUGGAGAUGCUUUAGGGAUGAGCCACAGCUCAUGAUUUCCCUGGGGGAUGCUGAGCAAAGGAAAAAUGAUAGAAAAACCACAUGGUUUUGACUAGGCUCUUUUGGCUUCUGGUCCUGCACCUCUGGAGUGGGUGCAUGGAGGUCUGGGCAAUUAAAUUUAGAAGAACUCACCUCAUCUUCCUCAGAAAGUGCUGCAAAAAAAGGGAAAGAGAGGCCUCUGGGGGCCUGUGAAAGGCAAAGCCAUGGUGGAGCGAGAGCUGCUGGUAGCUGCCAGGUGCUGGAGAGCCCAGGGAACCUGGAACACAAGAGGAAUAAGCCCAGUUUGUUCUCCAGCAAAGGGUGAGGGCACUUCUGGACAGCCAUAUGGGAACCACUGGGAAGAUGCUGACACCAAACCCCUUCAGCCAUUGCUGCUGGCUUUGCUCAAGGCUGGGUUUGGCCGGGCCAUGCUGCAGCCGGAGCUGUGGGCGGCCGCGGCGCUGAUGCUGCUCGGGGCGGCCGUCAGCCUCUGCAUCAGGUGCCAGCUCUCAGCCACCAAACGGGAGACACAGCUGAACGAGCAGAGGAGCCAGCUCGAAAGCCAGCAGAGGUUUGAGGUGAUCCGAUCCCAUACCAUUGCAUCCCGAAGGCUGGAAAAAAGUAAGGAACCUGAAAACUUACCAAUAGCAAGUAAAGCCACUGAAGAGCUCAGUGCUUCCCAUCACCCUGGAUAUGGGAGCAGGGACGAGCCCAGGUACCAGAAUUUCCUGGCAGAGAACUGCCUGCAAGAAGAUCCUGCCUAUGUGGAGCCCAUGUCUCUGGAUCACUACUACAACUGCAGCAGGCUCUUCAAGCCACCCCGUGCUAGGUCUCCAGGCAAGCCAGAGAAAGAUGAGGAUUCCUAUUCCUAUGAAAAUGUCACCAUUGGAGUGUCUCAGGGCUCUGAUCCAGAUGAUGCUGUAGACUAUGAGAACAGCAUGACAAUACUCACAUGGAAACGCCAGCAAGGGCAAGCCCCACCGACAGAAAGCCUGGAUGAUGAGCCAGACUACGUCAACACAGGUCCCCUGUCAGGCCCUGCCCUGCUGCCAGAGCAAAGGCAGAAACAGAGUAAAUGUAUUCUGCAUAAAGUCUGAAGAAAUCCUUUGCUGAGCUGUAAGAGCGCACCCAGCGAGUGUGUACACAGGGAGAGGGGAGAUUUCAUCCCUCAGUGAAAUCUCUCCUCCAAACUGUGCCUGCAGUGACAUAGAAGGGGUGUUACUGAACGAAGAACUGCACUGCUUGAAGCCCCACAGAAGUCCUACUGCAAACCAGCAGCUGGAGAGAGCACUCUGCCCCCAGCGACCACGGGCAAGCCCCAGGCUCCUCAUCCCAAUCCCAUUUCCCUGCACUCGAAGAUGGGCAGGCUGGGCAAUGUCUUCUCCUUCAGGCAUGAAAUGAAUCCUUAACUUGCUGAGCAGUAAUGCAGCCAGCUACUUAAUUUGUCAGGGUGACUCAUGCACAAUGUAUUAAGCCAGAGGGAUUAGGUUCUGAUUUAGUUCCUGUGCUCUCCUACAGAAGCAGUUUCCUUCACCAACUGGCGAGGCAGAGGUGGUGUUUAUAACAGCAGUGGCUGUCUGGAGCUGAAUGAAAUUCCAACCUGUUCACAAAAGCUAAAGAGGAUUAAAUGCCUGCUUAUCCAUGGGCAUAUAGUUCACAGUGUUGGUCUAUGGCAGUUUUCCUCAUGUUUCAGUAUCUGUUUUACAAUGAUACAAAGAACCAGCGGCAACUGUGAGAGUCAGAUCCACCAGCCUCAGAAACCAGUCCUUCAAUAUGGCCGUUGGAACAUCAUCCCAGAAACAGAAUCCCUAGCUCCUGAGCCCUGAUGUGCAGAUCUGGCCCUUCUGGAACACUUAUUUAUUAAACUGAAAAGCUUCCAAAGAAAAUGUCUUUUGCUCUGGUUUGCAAUGAUAGAUGUCUGCGUGAUCAGGUGACAAAGAAAUGGGAGGACAUGAGGUGACAUGGAGUGAUGUGCAGGAUCUUAUGGGGAGAAAACACAUUAAAAGCCUUCUUCCUAAAAUCAGAUCAGAAAACUGAAAAGAACACAGGCCACACUCAGGGUGAGUGAGUAGAGAAGGGAAGCUAAGGGUUAGAGAGCUGUGGUGUGGGAGAAGGGAUGUCAGGUGCUUCCUGCUGCAGAUGACUUGGCUCUAAUUUUAGCAGAACCACCAAGAGAGACCACAGGUGCCCACCGUGGGCUGAAACGGUGGGUGGGUUGGAGCUUGGCUCAGGAGAAGGUUUGUUAGUGGUCCCUACAAAUGCUACAAGUUUCCACAGGACUUUUACAACAGAGGAAUUCAGUGCACUUCAGGGAUGCACACAGGCAGGGAGCUACAGCCUGGUUUUCUGCUCGCCCCAGCCCAGCUUCUCCUCACACCCUUAGGUUUCCUGAUGGUCAAAUGCUCUGCAAAUUCUGCAUAGGUGCAUGGCAGCAGGGUCCCCCUGAGCCAGCAGCACAGACAGUGACAGGCAAAGGGUGCUUUUGUCACUGAAGGUGUGCCUGGAGCUCACAGGGCUAUGGCACUGUUGGAUUCAUCCUCGGCACCUGAAGAAGCUUCAACUUUCCAUGAAGUGCUGCGGACUGUGGAUUGUUCACUGCAAGGGUGAGCGCGUUGUGAGUGGUGUCUGGUGAUGUUACCCACUGGUGAUUCAUCUCCCAGCCAAGGGAGCCACUCAUGAAUAGGAAGGAGAUUAGCAGCAGUGACAGAUCCUUGGCACACAGCAACAAACCCAGCUGGAGACCUCCCAGAAAGUUCUAGGCAUUAGGUCAGUGCAUGGUCAGAACAUGAAAAUACAAGAUUUAUUGUUCUCCUCAUGAAGCAGGGAGGCAGAUUACACCAGUUAGAUUUUCUUGGUACAAGAAAAUUGUACAAUUUUCCAAUCUCCCAUUGCCAAAGCCUGGGUUUGAAAGUUGUGGAGCCAAAGCAGGCAGGGCAGAACUGGAUGUGAAGACUCUUCCCUUCACUCACUGGGGUCUGAGCAAAUCCCCCUUUGCAGCUCUCCAGAGCAGUCAGCUGUAGUGAGGCGUAAAUCCUUUGUAAAGCUUCUGGAGCACUUCUCAGGCAAUCAUCUCAUUGCACUGGAAGGUAUCCAGGGACUGUUUCAGGAACUCUCAUCAAUAAUGUUUGUUAUUAGUCUGGCUCUGAACAACCUCAGUUUUUCUCUGCAAUGAGUGAGUACAGAUGUGUGUGUUCACUGACAUGCGGUCCUUUUGGGACUAGCUUUAGGUGUGCAAGGGUUUCUGGUGCUCAGCCAGAACUGCUAGACACUUGUUUGAACCUAAUGCAAGGAGACCUACAUCUCCCCUGGGUCCACCUCUCUCCACAUGAGGUAGGCAGUUAAGUGAGAAAUUCACUUCCUGUUUUCAAUUUAAGGUGCUUUAGAAAAGUAGUUCUGGCUGGUGCAGCUCUGAAAAUGGAGCUGGGGAGUCUGAGUGCUGGAAAGCAGCAGCUCUGCACUCAGGGGGAACAAAUGCCUGUGGAGAGCAGGAGGUGGUGGUGGCCUCUGGGAUCAAUACUAGUCCUCUUCUUAGGAAAAGUGAGUGUGAUUAUGUCCCUGCAGAGCUGGAAAGGAUUAGCCCUGAGGGGAGUCUGCUCCAAACUGGAGCUGUGAAAUGCAGCUACUGAAUACAGCUGAGAAGAAACCCUCUGAAACCAGGUAGGAACAGGAACCUGACCCUUCGUGUUCCUCACCCUUCCACUGGCACCACCACUGUGGGCAGCACAUCCCACAGGGUAAGGACUGGCCUUGAGUCAUCCAAAUAGGGUGUUUGCUGGUUUAUAAAACAUCCAUGGUAACAUCUCUUCCUUCCCCAUUCCAAUGAACACAUUUAAUGAGAAAGCAAAGACAGAGUAGGCUGGCUGUCAUGUGCAGUCAAAGGAAAAUUAACCUUAUUUAAGUUUUUAGGGACAAAAGCCGUGAUGCUGUGUUUGUAGAGAACUCAGCAGCUCAAGCCCCAGUACUAAACUAUUAGUUGUGUAUUUAAUAGAGUUUGUGCUGAUAGUAACUCACUGGGU
This is a messenger RNA of Motacilla alba alba, 5804 nucleotides long. RefSeq names its product linker for activation of T cells family member 2 (gene LAT2). Gene Ontology annotation, biological process: calcium-mediated signaling; B cell activation; B cell receptor signaling pathway. Lineage: Eukaryota; Metazoa; Chordata; Aves; Passeriformes; Motacillidae. Bases 2013 to 2885 code for a protein of 290 amino acids. Gene Ontology annotation, cellular component: plasma membrane. The record is from RefSeq and is a predicted model, not a curated record. The transcript has 13 exons.